Molecule: messenger RNA, 1644 nt
Organism: Perkinsus marinus ATCC 50983
Lineage: Eukaryota; Perkinsozoa; Perkinsida; Perkinsidae
Product: nonsense-mediated mRNA decay protein, putative
Exons: 16
Coding region: 1-1644 (547 amino acids)
Biological process (GO): ribosomal large subunit export from nucleus
Cellular component (GO): cytoplasm; nucleus
Molecular function (GO): ribosomal large subunit binding
Source: RefSeq, a predicted model, not a curated record
AUGUCCCGUAAGAGAUCCUUCAACUCUAGUGUGGCUCAGACUACUUCAGUCCACGACGAGAUGCCACGUUACGCUAACGUCCUGUGCUGUGUCUGUGGUGCAUCGAUGACACCGAACCAGUCGAAUAUGUGUGUCAACUGCAUGAAGGGCGAGGUGGACAUCACCGAGGGCAUCUCUAAGCAAGCAGUGGUCAACUACUGUCGAGAAUGCAACCGGUACCAGCGGCCCCCGUGGGUACCUUGUGAGCCGGAGUCUCGUGAGCUCCUGGGGAUCUGCCUCAAGAAGAUCAAGGGUCUCAACAAGGUGAAGCUGGUAGACGCCAACUUUAUCUGGCAGGCCCCGACUAGCAAGCGAAUGAAGGUGAAGUUGACUGUUCAGAAAGAGGUCAUGAACGGCGCUGUCAUGCAACAGUCGAUGAUAGUCGACUUCAUCGUCGCUUGGCAACAGUGUGACGAUUGCAAACGUACGUACACCCCGCAUACUUGGAAUGCAUCGGUUCAAGUUCGACAGAAGACCGAUCAUAAGCGGACCUUUUACUAUCUAGAGCAGCUCAUCUUGAAGCACGAUGCGCAUGAGAAGGUGGUCGGAAUCAAGAGGACACCUGAUGGGCUAGACUUCCACUUUGGUCAUCGAAGCCACGCGCAGAAGUUCUCGGAGUUUGUAUUGAGCCAGGUCCCUUCUAGGGUGAAGCAGAGCAAACACCUUAUAAGUCACGAUGCUCAUAACACGACAUACAACUACAAGUACACAACAUUGAUUGAUAUGUGCCCCGUCUGUAAGGACGAUGUUGUAUUCCUACCCAAGGCCCUCAAGAACAAGUUGGGUGGUGUGAACCCGAUCCAGGUUGUUACUAAGGUGGCGAGCCAAAUUCGCCUUGUGGAUCCUCUCACUGGAAAAGUGUCUGAUUUAGCAGGCGUUGAGUACUGGAAGAAUCCCUUCGAUUCGUUGUUGACUCGCCGACAUUUGGUUGAGUUCACCGUCCUCAACGUGGAAGAGGAUACUGGUCCUGCUAGGGCGGCUGCUUUCAAUAAGCGAGGUCUCAAGGGCUACACUAUGGUGGAUCUGGAGCUCAUGCGGGAUCCCGAAAUCAUCACUGUGCGGUCGCAUCUUGGGGGUGUGCUCCAACCAGGGGAUCUUUGUGCUGGAUACGAUCUCCGUACGGUGAAUGUGUCGGGUAUUGAUGAGGAGAUGCUCGAGAAGACCAACCUGGAUGUGAUCAUAGUCAAGAAAACAUACACUCGGCACCGUCAGCGCAAGCGUCCGUGGAUUCUCAGAAGGCUCGAGAGAGAGGAAGAUGCUGGUGAGGAGUCCAACGAUGGUGACUAUGAGCAGUUUAUGCGGGACAUUGAGGAGGAUAAGGAUCUUCGUCAGGAGAUUAACCUCUUCCGUGACCCGGCAUGGAAAGAGCCGUGCAAUGUGGGUGCUGCACAGGAGGGGGAGGAGGAAGGGGAAGCAGACGACAACGAAGCCCCCGAGGUGGACCUUGCUGAGUUACUCGACGGUCUCACCCUCAACGAUAAGGGUAAGGUUCUCAACAGCAGGAGGAUGACGAGCUAUGAAGCGAAGUUUAGUGUUGUUGAUAUUAACGUCCAGAUGUGUCACUAUAUUCACCACAAGACUGAGUACCUGUUUCUCGCGAGAUAG